AUCCAUUAAAAGUUUUUAUAUUUAAAAAUAUAUGUAAGGAGCUCCAGUGAUUGUAGUGAAUGCUAACACAAAAAGAGAAUAGGGUAGAAAAGCUCAAUUAGGAAACAUCUAGGCAGCCAAAGCUGUAUCAGAUAUAGUAUUGACUACUCUUGGACCCAGAUCAAUGUUAAAAAUGUUACUUGAUCCAAUGGGCGGCAUUGUAAUGACAAAUGAUGGUAAUGCAAUUUUGAGAGAGAUUGAUGUUUAGCAUCCAGCAGCAAAGAGCAUGAUCGAAUUAGCAAGAGCUCAAGAUGAAGAAGUUGGAGAUGGAACAACAUCCGUCAUCAUAUUGGCAGGUGAAAUGAUGGUAGCAGCACGACCAUUCAUUGAAAAGAAUAUUCAUCCAACAGAAAUUGUUAAUGGGUAUUUCAGAGCCUUGGAAGAUUCUGUAAAUAUCUUGGAUGAAAUUUCAUAAUAAAUAGACACCGACAAAAAGCAAGAAGUUAUGAAAGCAUUACAAUCUUGUAUUGAUGGGGGAACAUUAAUUAGUGAUCUCUCUUUAUAAGCAACCAGAAUAGUUCUUAGAGGAGGAAAUAUUAAUAAAUUGAAUUUAGAAAUUAAGAGGUAUGCAAAGGUAGAAAAAAUACCAGGAGGAACUCUUGAAGAAAGUUGUGUACUUGAAGGAGUCAUGAUUAAUAAAGAUGUUACACAUCCAAGAAUGAGAAGAGAAAUCAAGAACCCAAGAAUUAUAUUAUUGGAUUGCACAUUGGAAUACAAGAAAGGUGAAUCUAUGACUAAUAUGGAAAUGACAAAGGAAUCAGAUAUGACUGAUGCACUCUAACAAGAAAUUAAUGAGGUUGCCCUUAUGUGUAAUGAUAUAUUGAAACACAAACCUGAUAUUGUUAUUACAGAAAAAGGAGUUUCAGAUUUGGCUUAACACUUUUUAUUAAAAGGAAAUGUCUCCGUCAUUAGAAGAGUCAGAAAGACAGACAACACAAGAAUUGCCAGAGUUUCAGGUGCCACUAUUGUCAAUAGACCAGAAGAAUUAUAGGAAACCGACGUUGGUACAUUAUGUGGAACAUUUGAAGUCAAGAAAAUUGGAGAUGAUUAUUUCGCUUUCUUUGUAGAUUGCUAAAAUCCAACUGCAUGCUCUAUCAUAUUGAGAGGUGCAUCAAAGGAUGUUUUGAAUGAAAUGGAAAGAAAUUUACAUGAUUGUUUGGCAAUCCAAAACUAUUACCAGGAGGAGGAGCAGUUGAAAUGGAAGUCAGUGCUAGAUUAUUGGAAAAAGCAAAUAAAGUUGAAGGAUUGGGUCAAUUGCCCAUAUAAAGCUGUUGCCUAUGCUUUGGAAAUCAUACCAAGAACUCUCUCUGCCAAUUGUGGAGCUGAUACAGUCAGAAUUUUGACAGAGUUAAGAGCCAAACAUAGUGAAACUGGAGGAUUAUUUUUUGGAGUUGAUGGAAAUACUGGAAAGAUUGCAAAGAUGAAUGAUAUUAAUGUUUGGGAACCUUUGUCUGUAAAAAAAUAAGUUUUUAAAACUGCCAUCGAAUCAGCAUGUAUGUUGUUGAGAAUUGAUGAUGUUGUAUCAGGAAUCAAGAAGAAGUAAUAAUAAUCAGGACGUCAAGGAGAGGAGGAACCCUAAGAAACAUUUGGAGAUCAAAGAGAUGGUUGAUAAAUAAAUCAAUAUCAAUAUAGUAUAGAUAUAGUAAUAGAAUACAUUAAUA
Paramecium tetraurelia is the source of this 1700-nucleotide messenger RNA. RefSeq lists its product as uncharacterized. Gene Ontology annotation, biological process: protein folding. The transcript has 7 exons. Gene Ontology annotation, molecular function: ATP binding; ATP-dependent protein folding chaperone; ATP hydrolysis activity. Gene Ontology annotation, cellular component: chaperonin-containing T-complex. Lineage: Eukaryota; Ciliophora; Oligohymenophorea; Peniculida; Parameciidae. The record is from RefSeq and is a predicted model, not a curated record.